CUAAGAAAUUUAUCACGACAAAUUUAAGGGUGACAUUUUAAGUCUGGAUAGACCGACAAUUUAUACAAUCAAACUCGUCAAUUUAUUAAAUCGAAAGCGCCAAUUUAACGGGCAGAAAUCGACAAAAAAAUAAAUAAAUAAAAUCCACCAAUCAUUUACCGAGCGUAUUGUAUAACAGGGUUAACUGAGGAGAUUGAUUUAAAUAAGAUAAACAAUGAAGUUUACCCCAGUAAAAUUAUUUUAUUCUUUUUACUUUUUGAUUUUUAUUUAAUUAUGACCAACAUUAACAACGUCUACAAAUGCAAAUGUUCUGCAAUCUGUUCGAAAAACCCUAACGGUUUUGAUGUAAUUUCAAGAGCCAGUUACUACAACCACAUGAACAACGACAUUCCUUUGUCCAAUGAGGACAACAUUGAUUCUUCAUUUGUUGAAGACAACAUGGAUGUCGAUGAUAGCUACGAGGAUGCUUAUGAUGAAUUUGAGUUCUCUCAAGUUUACGAUGAUUCUAAUGAAGAGGAAUCGAAUGAAGGAGAGGAUCCCUUCACGAGAUUUACAUAUGAAUCAUGUCAUCCAACGGAGCCCUUAGCCUUGGUAUUCUUUAUGACUCUAUUAAUCUUUCAAGGCAAAUACUUGAAUGAAGAAGGCAUUGAGAUUUUGAUGCAAUGCUUUAAUGAGGCAUUAAAGAUUGCCAAGUGUGAGUAUCGUUUCCCUACUCGUGCAAAUACAUUUCGUGAUUGGUGCCAAAUUAGCAAGUUCGUAUGUGGAGGACUACAGCAUUUCGUCAGUUGUAUUACAUGUCAUGCAAUAUACCCGUUUCAAACUGACGAAGAGAAGGAAAGAACUAUGAGCAAGAGAAAAUGUUCUUCAAGAAAUUCUUCUCUUGAAUUCAGCUGGUAGGUGUCACACUCCAUUAUUUGGCAACUUGAUGAAACCACUUUGUUCAUUUUAUUACAAUUCAGUAAUAAAUACUCUCAAGACUUUCUUCCUUCGCGAC
Molecule: messenger RNA, 994 nt
Organism: Cokeromyces recurvatus
Lineage: Eukaryota; Fungi; Mucoromycota; Mucoromycetes; Mucorales; Mucoraceae
Exons: 4
Coding region: 274-897 (207 amino acids)
Source: RefSeq, a predicted model, not a curated record